This is a messenger RNA of Linum trigynum, 1478 nucleotides long. The record is from the annotation of a GenBank genome assembly. NCBI's taxonomy places the organism in Eukaryota, Viridiplantae, Streptophyta, Magnoliopsida, Malpighiales, Linaceae.
ACGCGCACAAAGCAAGUCGUUUCAUUUCAGACACAGUUCCAAUGGAAAAUCCCAUAUUGCCUACAAAUUGGACAAUCCAAAUAGGAAAGACGGAAACGCACUGAGGCGAAUUACCAGGGUUGUAUUGUUUUGAUCCAUCGUCAGGCGCCUAUAAUUUCUCUAUCAGCCAUUACUGCUCUAUUAUUAUUUACAGAGAGUUUCAGAUUGGAAGCCCAGAGAGAGAGAGAGAGAGAGAGACGAAUCCAUUGUUGUUCCCCGUCGGACAUUCCGAGUCAUGACGUCGUCUCCUCAGUCGCCGGCGAGCAAGAUCGAGGCGGCGCACCAGCUCUACAGAGAGGGGAAGCACGCCCCCGCGCUGGGAUUCUACACGGAAGCGCUCGCCGCCGCCAAGACUAAGCCGCAGAGGAUUGCCCUCCAUAGCAACCGAGCUGCUUGCUACCUCAAGUUGCACGAUUUCAAGAAGGCAGCCGAAGAGUGUACUUUCGUGCUGGAGCUGGAUUACGACCACACCGGAGCUUUGAUGCUGCGGGCGCAGACGUUGGUGACGCUGAAAGACUAUCACUCGGCCUUGUUCGAUGUCAAUCGGCUGAUGGAGUUGAAUCCAUCUUCGGAAGUUUACCAGAACCUCGAAACUCGAUUGAGGACUCAAUUGUCCCUAGCUCCAAUACCAGAGUCCGAAGCUGAGUUAGAGGAAGAAGAAGAGGAUGAGAAAGAUGAUGACUCAGAAGAGGGAGAAGAAGUUGAAGACCAAGAUGUCAGCAUAGUGCAAAACAGUAUGCUUGAACAAGAUCGGACUGCUGUAUAUAUGGAAGAAGGCAUUCAGAAGUCUUCCAAUGGAGGCAGAGAUGAUCAGAAAUCCGAGCCAAGGAAAAGCAUCACGGCUGAAGUUAUGGCACAAGCACAGAGGAAGACUGAGCCGAGGAGAACCAUUGCAGCUGAAGUUAUUGCACAGGCACGGAGGACUGAUAAAGCAUCACCCGAGCAACAGUCCAAUGGUUGGCAGGCGAUUCCGAAACCAAAGGGACACUCGGCGUUGGAUUAUGCACGUUGGGAUAGAGUCGUCGAAGACGACUCAAGCGAUGAAGAUGACGAUGACGAAGAUAAUGAUGAAGAGGAGCCUCGGCCACAGUACAGAUUCCGUGUCAGAACUGUUGGCGUACAACCUGUAAAGUGAAACAAACAACAAGAAAAUGCACAUCCAUAGGCAAAGAAACACGGAUAUGAGAGGUGCAACCGCUGAAUGCUUGCGUUGGGUAAACAUCAGAGGCACAACUUAUGGCGAAUCAUGAACUUUGACAGCUGAGAGAAGACGAAGGGCUUCUUUCGAGGUGGCAGGAAUGCAGAAAGUUAGAUGCUGAAUGAACCAUUGCUGGGACAUUGAUGAGAAGGAGUUCCAUAUCAUGAUCAAUGCAUAUGCAUUACCGCAGCUUAAUGUUUCAGUUCCAACAACAUCGCAAAGGAUUCCAGAGUAGAAUCGC